AAUCAUCAAAUAAAAAUUGCGAAGUGAUAAAAAUAAAUGGUCAGGAUGCGCUAGAAACGAUAAAAGAAUUUGCUGAUAAGAAUGUUUCAAGUUCAAGAGACCUGGGUGUCCGAUUUAAUGAAGCCUUGAGUUCUCUUGCUUUGCAACUUGGUGAUUGGGUCUUUGCUGAAGAGAGUGGCCAAUUUACUAAAAGACCUAAUUUACCAGAAUCACCUAAUAUCACUUAUACAUUAUCAUGCUCUGGAAAACAUCGAACUAUAGUCAGAGGUUGGAGUAUAAAUUACAUUGGCAAUGAUUUUACUGAUACUAAAAGCUAUUUUGAUCAGAAUUGUUUACCAACUCAGUUUGAGAAAACUAAGUUGACAAAGGAAAGUCCAAAAGCGGCGGUCUUUAAUUUAUCCUCAGAGUUUCAAGGUCAAUUAAUACAUAAUCCAGGAGGAUCUAUUAAAUUUUACAAAGUUCAUGAUAUCGGUGUUGCCGUAAUUGGAACU
Molecule: messenger RNA, 491 nt
Organism: Scutellospora calospora
Lineage: Eukaryota; Fungi; Glomeromycota; Glomeromycetes; Diversisporales; Gigasporaceae
Source: the annotation of a GenBank genome assembly